Messenger RNA from Oppia nitens, 1239 nucleotides. Its product is annotated as trypsin-1-like. NCBI's taxonomy places the organism in Eukaryota, Metazoa, Arthropoda, Arachnida, Sarcoptiformes, Oppiidae. The coding region runs from base 96 to 1229 and encodes 377 amino acids. Gene Ontology annotation, molecular function: serine-type endopeptidase activity. The transcript is spliced from 5 exons. Gene Ontology annotation, biological process: proteolysis. The record is from RefSeq and is a predicted model, not a curated record.
AAACAUUAUUAUAAAAUAAAAUUAUCAUCUGUUGAAGCAAAUGAACAGUUCAUUGCUACUCAUAGGACAAGAAAAAAGUUGAUUAUUCAGUAGAUAUGAUGAUUGUCUCCAAUAGAUUUGCAAUCUCUUUGUCUGUUAUAUGUCUUGUUUUGUGUUUUAAGUUUUUAUCAAUUUUUGGAGACAAUGUAAUUGAAAUCAAAGAUGUUAUCGAUAGUAAUGAAAACAGAGCUAAAUUGGGAGACAACUCAACAGAAAAUCGUCAAUUGUUUGGUAAUCAAGUGCAACGUUGUGUCACACGAGAGGGUAGACCUGGAUUUUGUAAGACCGGUGUUUGUCUAAAUUUGUUUGACAAGAAACCAGCCUAUUGUCCGUCAUCGACAUCAUAUCAUAUGAAAUGCUGUCCCACAACCAACAGAGCGGCUGUAUUGCCACAAAACGAUCCGAUUUGCGGUCUAAGACCAAGUAAUAACUUUUUUAUUGUUGGCGGAGCUGAAGCACCGGCACAUUCAUGGCCAUGGGCUACGGCUAUAUACCAAAACACGUAUAAAAUGAGAAAACUAAAGUCUCGGUUUAUAUGCGGCGGUACUAUUAUCAGUGAGUGGUAUGUUAUGUCAGCCGCUCAUUGUAUUGUCCGUCAAAGUGAGACAUUGCUUCCGAGUAAUUUCAAGAUACUGAUCGGUGCUCACGAUAACAAAAACAGUGGAUUAUAUGCCGACGUCAGCGAAAUUAAAGUACACGAAAACUUUGUGUUUGGUCAGCACCGCAACGAUAUUGCACUCUUCAAACUGACACAACCUCUUGACUUUAGGAACAACAAAGACGUGACACCCGUUUGUUUGCCACCGCCAGAGAUUGAAGGCGCAGACCUUAUCGGUACUAUGGGUACACUUGUCGGUUGGGGUACGACCUCUCAGGGCGGUAAACCGAGUCCAGUGCUCCAAGAAGUUGAAGUUCCCAUUAGUGAAUUGAAAGACUGUGCCAAACGGUACAGUUCAUUGUUAGGUGUGUCCGAUCAAAUCAAUGAAAACCAAUUAUGUGCUUCAUAUACACAGGGAGGCAAAGAUUCGUGUCAAGGGGAUUCUGGCGGCUCUCUCACUGUUUCAUAUAGCGGACGGUAUUAUCAAUUAGGUGUUGUUUCAUUUGGUAAGGGCUGUGCUCAACCUGGUUAUCCCGGAGUUUAUACAAAAGUUUCAUCUUAUCUCUAUUGGAUUGGCGCUCACAUGGAGUAAAUUGUCAGCU